UAGUGUUGCCAAUACCCAACCAGCUGAGGAGAUGCUUGCAUUAGAGGGCCAGAUCGGUGGAGUUAGCCUGGACACACUAUAUCAUGAUUCGUGCGAAUAUGAUGAGGAGGAGGAGGAGGAUGAUGAUGAUGAUGAUGAUUGGGACUGGAAUGAGACAGGAGACUUGACAAAACGCUACAUGGCUAAUAGAACAGGAAUGAAUCACCAGGUAAGUUCAGAACAGCUUGUGCUAAUGACUUGUUUUAUGAUUUAUCAGCUAAUCAAUCAUUAUUUCAAAAUGUACAUGUACUAGUGGAGUUUGCUCCCAUAGCAGGAGCCAAUAUUGGGUAUAUGAGAAGAUGAAGCAAACUGAUGUCAUCUCUUUGUUUUUUUGCAGGCAAAUAAACAAAAUCCUAGUAACAAAUCACAGAAACUGUCAACCCCCACUGACAAGGCUCUGAGGAAGUUUGAACACAAAAUUAAUUUAGGUGAGUUCAAGUAGAAUUUUUAGUUCUGAGUGAUGAACCGAAAUGUUGGCUAUAGUUUUCGUUUUUUAAACGACUAAUUGACGACUGUUCAAUUAUUUUAAUUCCAGUUCGUUCUGUUUUUUUCUGAGUUCAAUGCACACAUUGCACAGUUUCUCUAGAGAUAAAUCAGAUCAAGCCUGAACUGUGCGAUGUUGUAGGGAGUUGUAGUUUCCAACAGGCCAAUAUUCUACAUAGUUUAGCACAUAAAACAUGGUAAUUAACUACAAUGACCAUAAUCCAUUGCACAUCUACUUGUACGGUCUGUGUUUCUUUUACGCCUGCUACGGAAGAGACAAGCAUGCACGAUUGUGAGGGGAUAUAGAGAGCAGCUGUUGCUUUGUGAGGUGCCUCUACCUGAAAUGAUGAAAGUGAUUGAUAGUUGGUGUUCAGCAGUCAUAAAAGUCUGCCUUAUUUACUUUGAACUACAAAAUAGUGAUUUUCGUCAGACAGCAUAGGCAGCAGCUCUAUAGAGAUGAGAUGAUGACUUGGAAUGAAAUAAUAAUGUCAUCAAAUGAAACAAAUAAUAUACACAACUGAAAUAUUUUAUUCAAGUAAUGUGGAUAAAUGAUGGUUAAUACAGUCAUGGGACUUUUUAUUAAUUGUUUUGUUCUGUGUUACAGCAUUCAACCCCAAAAAUCGAUGAAAACUGUGAUAAUUUUUUGAUAAUCGAACCAAAACCGAACUGACCUCAAAGCACCAUUCGCUCAGCACUAAGUAUUUUAGCUGUGUAGAUGGAUAAUCCAAUGAAGAAAGGCACAUGGGUGGCCUGGGUGGUCUAGCAGUUAGUUCCGCCGUCUACAGCACACGUUUGUCAGUGUAGAAUCCGCUCUUUGUGACACUCCAUACAUCUUUCCCACAAUCUCCCGUCUGUACAUUAGAAAAUAUACAAAUCCCCCCCCUUUGUUUAAGAAUGUGAGAAUUAACUGUAUAGAGCGCUGAAUGUGUUCUUUUGUUUUACUGUAGAUAAGCUCAACUAUGCUGACUCUGUGAUCAACAAAGUGACCGUGAUGCAGAAACAACGAGAUGCUGACACGUACGUAACCUGUCACCGAACAUGACAUUCAACAUGACAUCGCACUGCUUGGAAUAAAGAGUACUUUUAUUCUGUUAUAGUUUAAAAAAUAAUUUUGUUGGCUGUUGUGGUUACUUCCGCUAGGUUUCGAGUGAAAGACAAGUCGGAUCGGGCUACAGUUGAGCAGGUUCGCUUUUUAUUCCCGUUGGAGUUUUGUGGUGUGUGUGUGUGUGUGUGUAUAUAUAUAUAUUAGUACCCGUCAAAAGUUUGGACACACCUACUCAUUCAAGGAUUUUUCUUUAUUUUUAUUAUUUUUUUUUACAUUGUAGAAUAAUAGUGAAGAAAUCAACUAUGAAAUAACACAUAUGGAAUCAUGUAGUAACCAAAGAAGUGUUAAACAAAUCAAAAUAUAUUUUCUAUUUGAGAUUCUUCAGAUAUUUUUAAAAUGUUUAAAUAUAUAGCCACCCUUUGCCUUGAAUAGCCACCCUUUGCCUUGAAAAAUGUAAGCACUCACUAAAAACUGUAAGUCGCUCUGGAUAAGAGCGUCUGCUAAAUGACUAAAAUGUAAAAAUGUAAUGACAGCAUUGCACACUCUUGGCAUUCUCUCAACCAGCUUCACCUGGAAUGUAUCUAUAUCUAUAAGUAUCUAUAGUAUUAGUAUUAAAUCAGAGAUGAAAAUGACAUGAUAAUGUUAUUUUAUAUGGCGAUGGCAUUCUGUUUGGAUUUCAUACCUGAUUUCAGUGUACGGAUAAGUCUGAGUAACAGAAAAUCAACAGUGAAUUGAGUUCCUUGUUUGUUUGAAAGGUGUUGGACCCACGGACGCGAAUGAUUCUGUUUAAGAUGCUCAGCAGGGGUGUCAUUUCAGAGAUCAAUGGAUGUAUCAGCACAGGCAAAGAGGCAAGUUGAUCCCACAACGUCACGAGGCAAACGUAUCCACCACUGUGGAACAUUUUGGGGUCAACUUAUCGUCCUACGAAUGGCAUAUUCAGUUUCAUUAUUUCAAAGUGCUUUAUACCAACAGGCAAAUGUUUACCAUGCGACCACUGCCAAUGGUGAGAGCAGAGCCAUCAAGAUCUACAAGACCUCCAUCUUACUGUUCAAGGACCGUGACAAAUAUGUUAGUGGAGAAUUCAGGUGAACAGCAUUUCCUGGCAUGUCUAAGAUGGUGUUACAAAACCAAGACCUAAAAGUAACCGUAUCUCAGAAGGGGUCAAUGUGGAACAAACUAUUUGGUGCAGGCCAUUGUUGCUAAGUCUGUUGUGUACCGUAGGAAUGGGCAUUUGAAAGAUUCUGUGUUGGAGUACUCGCAUGAUAAAUAUUUGAGUACUCGCAUGUUAACGUUUUAAAAUGUGAAACAGGGCUGAAAGCAAAAUGUUUGCGGUAUGCUAUCGGUUGUUUUAAAUUACUUUUUUUUUUUUUUAACUGCACUUGACCUACUCUACAAACAAUAAACACAUAUUUGUUUAUUUUGUCAGUGCUUAGAAAUGUAACCUGCUAAAUAAUUGCAAUUGUAAAUUGAGUACUUAUUAUUAAUUGAAUACAAACCUUGAAUCGAGUACUCAUGCCCAUCCCUACUGUACAGUAGACUGUCAGCGUACAUCAGCCAUGUUUAAAGCUGAUGAAGUCUGCCGUCUGCCCUCCAGGUUCCGCCACGGCUACUGUAAAGGAAACCCCAGGAAGAUGGUGCGAACCUGGGCCGAGAAGGAGAUGAGAAACCUCAUCAGGUGAGCGUCCCCAAGAUGAGCCAUGGAAAAAAGUAACAUUGGUUAUGCUUUAUUUCAUCGCCUGGUUUGUGGUAUUUACAUGGUAUUUAGCCCUUUUACACUUGUACCCGUAUACUGAUAGAACAUUGCAGAUUGGAACGCAGUGGCUGUACAGUAACAUGCUAUACAUGACGUCAGAGCUCAGUGGCUGGACAGUAACAUGCUAUACAUGACGUCAGAGCUCAGUGGCUGGACAGUAACAUGCUAUACAUGACGUCAGAGCUCAGUGGCUGGACAGUAACAUGCUAUACAUGACGUCAGAGCUCAGUGGCUGGACAGUAACAUGCUAUACAUGACGUCAGAGCUCAGUGGCUGGACAGUAACAUGCUAUACAUGACGUCAGAGCUCAGUGGCUGGACAGUAACAUGCUAUACAUGACGUCAGAGCUCAGCGGCUGGACAGUAACAUGCUAUACAUGACGUCAGAGCUCAGCGGCUGGACAGUAACAUGCUAUACAUGACGUCAGAGCUCAGCGGCUGGACAGUAACAUGCUAUACAUGACGUCAGAGCUCAGUGGCUGGACAGUAACAUGCUAUACAUGACGUCAGAGCUCAGUGGCUGGACAGUAACAUGCUAUACAUGAUGUCAGAGCUCAGUGGCUGGACAGUAACAUGCUAUACAUGACGUCAGAGCUCAGUGGCUGUACAGUAACAUGCUAUACAUGUCAGUGCACAGUGGCUGUACAGUAACAUGCUAUACAUGACGUCAGAGCUCAGUGGCUGGACAGUAACAUGCUAUACAUGACGUCAGAGCUCAGUGGCUGUACAGUAACAUGCUAUACAUGACGUCAGAGCUCAGUGGCUGGACAGUAACACGCUAUACAUGUCGUCAGAGCUCAGUGGCUGGACAGUAACAUGCUAUACAUGUCAGAGCUCAGUGGCUGGACAGUAACAUGCUAUACAUGACGUCAGAGCUCAGUGGCUGGACAGUAAACUGCUAUACAUGGACGUCCAGAGCUCCAGUGGCUGGGACCAGGUAACAUGGCUAUACAUGACGUCAGAGCUCAGCGGCUGGACAGUAACAUGCUAUACCUGACGUCAGAGCUCAGUUGGCUGUACAGUAAACAUGCUAUACAUGGAACGUCAGAGCUCAGUUGGUGGACAGGUAACCAUGCUAUACAUGACGUCAGGAGCUCAGUGGCUGGUACAGUAACAUGCUAUGACAUUGACGUCAGAGCUCAGUGGGCUGUACAGUAACAUGUAUAUACCAUGAGUCAUAGGAUCCAGUGGCCUUGGACAGUAAACAUGCUAUAACAUGACGUCAGAGCUCAGUGGCCUGGACAGUAAACAUGCUAUACAUGUUCAGAGCUCAGAGUGGCUGGACAGUAACAUGCUAUACCAUGACUGUCAGAGCUCAGUGGCUUGGACAGCAGUAACCAUGCUAUACAUGACGUCAGAGCUCAGUGGGCUGGACAGUAACCAUGCUAUACAUGACGUCAGCGCUCAGUGGCUGGACAGUAACAUGACUAUACAUGACGUCAGAGCUCAGGGUGGACCGAACAUGCUAUACAUGGUCAGACAGUAACAUGCUAUACAUGACGUCAGAGCUCAGUGGCUGGACAGUAACAUGCUAUACAUGACGUCAGAGCUCAGUGGCUGGACAGUAACAUGCUAUACAUGUCAGAGCUCAGUGGCUGGACAGUAACAUGCUAUACAUGACGUCAGAGCUCAGUGGCUGGACAGUAACAUGCUAUACAUGACGUCAGAGCUCAGUGGCUGGACAGUAACAUGCUAUACAUGUCAGAGCUCAGUGGCUGGACAGUAACAUGCUAUACAUGACGUCAGAGCUCUGGUUCUGUACAGUAACAUGCUAUACAUGACGUCAGAGCUCAGUGGCUGGACAGUAACAUGCUAUAUAAGACUGUGCUUCACAGCUCUGCAUGGGUUUUGACUGACAGAUGUUCUGAACUUGAGGACCGCACGCGACAAGUAGUUGCCUCCAUCCCUCCUGCUAUAAUUUGGCAACUUUUGCAAAUGUUUUGUUGUCUGAGGUGAGGAAAAUGCUGUAAAUUAAGAGGACUUGGUUUAUUUUGAAAGAUGAGACGUUGAGGAUUAUAAUAAAUACCGCUUUGAUGUCAUACAAGCAAGCCAAACACCCGUGAGUCCAAAUGUGCACUUUACAUUUCCAUAUCAUAAACCUCAUGUCAUAUACAGUGUCAAGGUUUAUGAUAACUGUUUUAUAACAAGUUACAAGAUGACAUACCCUGGGUGGUUCUGAACAGAAUAAGCCUAUAUACGUCUAUUGUGAAGAAAAUUCACUGCAGAACACGCACCUGAAUGCACCCAUGACUCCUUUCUAUGGACACCAAAAUUACCAUCUGUUUCUCUGAAUUGCUUUGUGAAAGCCUAACACUGUAAGAUCAUAUUUUAUAACUUAGCUAGUCUUGUUGGCAAUAGAAAAACAAGCUUUCAAAUGAUGCCCACCUGACCCAGAUUGUGAUUUAUAAUGGGCUGUAUUGGAUUGCGGAAGACUUCAUUGAGUCAUAAAAGUGCAUUGAAAUAACACUGAACAAAAAUAUAUAAAUGCAACAAUUUUACUGAGUUACAGUUCAUAUAAGGAAAUCGGUCAAUUUUAAGUAAAUUCAUUAGGCCCUAAUCUAUGGGUUUCAUAUUACUGUGAAUACAGAUAUACGUCGGUUGGUCAUAGAUGCCUUUUAAAAUAAAAAUAUAUGAAGGGGUGUGGAUCAGAAAACCAGUCAGUAUCUUGUGUGAUUACCAUUUGCCUCAUGCUGCGUGACAAAUCUCCUUCGCAUAGAGUUGAUCAGGCUGUUGAUUGUGGAAUGUUUUCCCACUCCACUUCAAUGGCUGUGCAAAGUUGCUGGAUAUUGGCGGGAACUGGAACACGCUGUCGUACACAGAUCCAGAGCAUCCCAAACAUGCUCAAUAGGUGAUGUCUGGUGAGUAUGCAGGCCAUGGAAGAACUGGGACAUUUUCAGCUUCCAGAAAUUGUGUACAGAUCCUUACGACAUGGGGCCGUGCAUCAUCAUGCUGAAACAUGAGGUGAUGGCGGCGGCUGAAUGGCAUGGCAAUGGGCCUCAGGAUCUCAUCACGGUAUCUCUGUGCAUUCAAAUUGCCAUCGAUAAAAUGCAAUUGUGUUUGUUGUCCGUAGCUUAUGUCUGCCCAUAUCAUAACCUCACCGCCACCAUUGACGUCAGUAAACCGCUCGCCCACACGACGCCAUACGCGCUUUCUGCCAUCUGCUCGGUACAGUUGAAACUGGGAUUCAUCCAUGAAGAGCAAACUUCUCCAGCAUGCCAGUGUCCAUCGACGGUGAGCAUUUGCCUACUGAAGUCGAUAACGACGCUGAACUGCAGUCAGGUCAAGGCCCUGGUGAGGACGACGAGCACGCAGAUGAGCUUCCCUGAGACGGUUUCUGACAGUUUUGUGUAUUAUUCGGUUGCGCAAACCCACAGUUUAAUCAGCUGUCCAGGUGGCUGGUCUCAAUCGAUCCCGCAGGUGAAGAAGCCGGAUGUGGAGGUCCUGGGUUGGCGUGGUUACACGUGGUCUGCGGUUGUGAGGUUGGUUGGACGUACUGCCAAAUUCUCCAAAAUGGUAGAGAAAUAUAAAUAACAAUUUCUGGCAACAGCUCUGGUGGACAUUCCUGCGGUCAGCAUGCCAAUUGCACACUCUUAAAACUUGAGACAUCUGUGGCAUUGUGUUGUGUGACAAAACUGCACAUUUUAGUGGCCUUUUAUUAUCCCCAGCACAAGGUGCGCCUGUGUAAUGAUCAUACUGUUUAAUCAGCAUCUUGAUAUGCCACACCUGUCAGGUGGAUGGAUUUAUCUUGACAUAGGAGAAGGGCUCACUAACAGGGAUGUAAACAAAUUUGUGCACCAAAUUUGAGAGCAAUAAUUGUUUUGUGUUAAUGGACAUUUCUGGGAUCUUUUAUUUCAGAGCAUGAAACGUGGGAUCAACACUUUUUACAUGUUGCUUUUAUAUUUUUGUUCAGUAUACUUAGGAACUGUGCACACUUUGGAGAGAUGUGUGGCCACUUGGAGUCAUCAGUUAGUCCUCUCACUCAAACCCUUGUUAUUUUCUUGUCUUAUGUUGCACCUACAACACCUUUUCCAGGAAUAUUCUCAUGUUACUGAAUGUAUCCAGAGUAUUUUCACAUUUCGCUAUCAACAACUGCGGCAAAGUACAGUAAAUGUAAAAUGCACAUAAAAUCAAGUGUAAUGUUUGGAUUCAGUCUUUUCAGGUGAACUGUUGUUCUCAAAUUAGGUCAAAUUUUUCCAUAAUCUCCAAACUGUUCCCUUUCAGUUGCUACUGUGCUUAUGCAUAUACUUUUCAUAUUUAUUCUGUAAGAAACGUUUCAAUUUAAUGUAAAGGGUUAAGAACCUAUACCAGAUGCCUUCUGGUACUUACUUCAAAUAAUUCAACAUCAUUGGUAACUACCUGGUACCAAAUGGUACAAGCCUACGCUUGUGUCAAUGAAUCCCCUUUGACCCUAAAUGUACAACAAAAAGGUUUUGAAAACUGACUGAUAAAGGGAGGGAGUACUUGGACUUGUCCAAUAAGAAACGCUGGUUUUCCUUUUCACUUGCAACACUCUGCGCGAAUGAAUACGACCCUGCGUUUCAGCUUGUCUCUCCCUACUGCGUGUCUCCAGGUUACAGACGGCAGGCAUCCCGAGUCCGGAGCCAAUCAUGCUGCGUAGCCACGUGCUCCUCAUGAGUUUCAUCGGCAGGGAUGACAUGUAUGUAUGAUCUGGCUUCGUUUCUGUUUUAACCGGUCAAUAUUAUAUACCGUUUCUGUUUUAACCUGUCAAUAUUAUAUACCGUUUCUGUUUUAACCUGUCAAUAUUAUAUACUGUUUCUGUUUUAACCUUUCAAUAAUAUAUACCGUUUACAUUUACAUUUUACAUUUUAGUCAUUUAGCAGACGCUCUUAUCCAGAGCGACUUACAGGAGCAAUUAGGGUUAAGUGCCUUGCUCAAGGGCACAUUUACGUCAUUUAGCAGACGCUCUUAUCCAGAGCGACUCACAAAUUGGUGCAUUCACCCUAUAGCCAGUGGGAUAACCGUUUCUGUUUUAACCUGUCAAUAUUAUAUACCGUUUCUGUUUUAACCUGUCAAUAUUAUAUACCGUUUCUGUUUUAACCUGUCAAUAUUAUUUUCUGUUUUAACCUUUCAAUAAUAUAUACCGUUUCUGUUUUAACCUGUCAAUAUUAUAUACCGUUUCUGUUUUAACCUGUCAAUAUUAUAUACUGUUUCUGUUUUAACCUUUCAAUAAUAUAUACCGUUUCUGUUUUAACCUGUCAAUAUUAUAUACCGUUUCUGUUUUAACCUGUCAAUAUUAUAUACCGUUUCUGUUUUAACCUUUCAAUAAUAUAUACCGUUUCUGUUUUAACCUGUCAAUAUUAUAUACUGUUUCUGUUUUAACCUAUCAAUAAUAUAUACCGUUUCUGUUUUAACCUGUCAAUAUUAUAUACCGGUUUGUAUGUCUGGCUUAAAGGUUGUGUAAGUUCUGGUUUUAUCUAGCCUGUAUGUGUGUAGUGAGCUGCGGUCCAAAUCAAUUAUUCAACCGUACUCAUUGCUAAUGUGAUGAAUCGAGAGUAAAUUGGUUCAAUAAGGGUUUGUUCUGGAACUUCUGGUAAAUUAUGGCUUAUGUUUUUUGCAGUUUUUCUAUAGUUAACAAUGUCAACGUUGAACAUUGUUGUUUUUGCUGCUGUAUUGUUUUAUAGCAGUGUGUGUGUGUGGUGUUUGUGUGCAGACCUGCGCAGAAUGUAUCUCAAUCUACGUUUACUAUAGCAAAUUGAUCAAUUGGAUGCUUCUCCGGGCUUUGAAGAUCCGUUUUAAUUUGUAUCCUCUGGUCCCAGACCUGCUCCUCUUUUGAAGAACGCUUCCCUGUCCGAGUCCAAAGCGCGUGAGCUGUACCUUCAGGUGAUACAGAACAUGAGGGUUAUGUACCAGGAGGCCCGGCUGGUCCAUUCGGACCUCAGUGAGUUCAACAUGCUGUAAGUUCCCUCCUGUUAUCUGACGUGUGUGUGUGUGUGUGUGUGUGUGUGUGUGUGUGUGAACUAAGCUUAUAAGUCGUUCCUUAGUUAUAUUCAUAAGGCGUUUCUUAGUUAUAUUCAUAAGGCGUUUCUUAGUUAUAUUCAUAAGGCGUUUCUUAGUUAUAUUCUUCGAGAAUCAAUGGGUUUGUAUCAUACAUUGAAAUGACCAUUCAAAUUGAACAACAGGAAAUAUGACUGAUUAUGCCUUUUUAAGUAAAAACCCUUCCAUUGGUACAGUUAUGGAAGUGCUGUUCGCUGCAAGUGCAGUUUUGACAGAUACUGGUGUUGACUAAAUUGAUGCAUUUAAUUGUAUUAAUUUUAAUAUACACUACCAGUCAGAAGUUUGGACACACCUACUCAUUCAAGGGUUUUUCUUUAUUUGUACUGUUUUCUACAUUGUAGAAUAAUAGUGAAGACAUCAAAACUAUGAAAUAACACAUGGAAUCAUGUAGUAACCAAAAAAGUGUUAAACAAAUUAAAAUAUAUUUGAGAUUCUUCAAAUAGCCACCCUUUGUCUUGAUGACAGCUUUGCACACUCUUGGCAUUCUCUCAACCAGCUUCAUGAGGUAGUCACCUGGAAUGCAUUUCAAUUAACAGGUGUGCCUUGUUAAAAGUUAAUUUGUGGAAUUUCUUUCCUCCUUAAUGCGUUUGAGCCAAUCAGUUGUGUUGUGACAAAGUUGGGGGGGGGGGGGGUAUACAGAAGAUAGCCCUAUUUGGUAAAAUACUAAGUCCAUAUUAUGGCAAGAACAGCUCAAAUAAGCAAAGAGAAACAACAGUCCAUAAUUACUUUAAGACAUGAAGGUCAGUCAAAACAGAACAUUUGAAGAACUUUGAAAGUUUCAUCAAGCGCAGUUGCAAAAACCAUCAAGCGGUAUGAUGAAACUGGCUCUCAUGAGGACCGCCACAGGAAUGGAAGACCCAGAGUUACCUCUGCUGCAGAGGAUAAGUUCAUUAGAGUUACCAGCCUCAGAAAUUGCAGCCCAAAUAAAUGCUUCACAGAGUUCAAGUAACAGACACAUCUCAACAUCAACUGUUCAGAGGGGACUGAGUGAAUCAGGCCUUCACGGUCUAAUUGCUGCAAAGAAACCACUACUAAAGGAAACCAAUAAGAAGAGACCUGCUUGGGCCAAGAAACACGAGCAAUGGACAUUAGACCGGUGGAAAUAUGUCCUUUGGUCUGGAGUCCAAAUUGGAGAUUUUUGUUUCCAACCGCCGUGUCUUUGUGAGACGCGGUGUGGGUGAACGGAUGAUCUCCGCAUGUGUAUUUCCCACCGUAAAGCAUGGAGGAGGUGUUAUGGUGUGGGGGUGCUUUGCUGGUGACACUGUCUGUGAUUUAUUUAGAAUUCAAGGCACACUUAACCAGCAUGGCUACCACAGCAUUCUGCAGCGAUACGCCAUCCCAUCUGGUUUGGACUUAGUGGGACUAUCAUUUGUUUUUCAACAGGACAAUGACCCAUCACAUCUCCAGGCUGUGUAAGGGCUAUUUGACCAAGAAGGAUAGUGAUGGAGUGCUGCAUCAGAUGACCUGGCCUCCACAAUCCCCCGACCUCAACCCAAUUGAGAUGGUUUGGGAUGAGUCGGACGGCAGAGUGAAGGAAAAGCAGCCAACAAGUGCUCAGCAUAUGUGGGAACUCCUUCAAGGCUGUUGGAAAAGCAUUCCAGGUGAAGCUGGUUGAGAGAAUGCCAAGAGUGUGCAAAGCUGUCAUCACGGCAAAUGGUGGCUAUUUAAAGAAUCUCAAAUAUAAAAUUAUUAUUUGAUUUGUUUAACACUUUUUUGGUUACUACAUGAUUCCAUAUGUGUUAUUUCAUAGUUUUGAUGUCUUCACUAUUAUUCUACAAUGUAGAAAAUAGUAAAAAAAAUAAAGAAAAACCCUUGAAUGAGUAGGUGUGUCCAAACUUUUGACUGGUACUGUAUAUAUUAUAUAUAUUUUUAUUUUAUUGCUUAUCUUUCAAGGUACAACGACGGUGACGCCUACAUCAUCGACGUGUCCCAGUCUGUGGAGCACGACCACCCCCACGCUCUGGAGUUCCUGCGCAAAGACUGUACCAAUGUCAAUGGUACGUGUGGCCCGUGUUCUCAUAGUCGCAGCGAAGGAGUUCUGAUAUAGGAUCAGUUUAGCCUUUUACAUCAUAAUACAUAUGGGUAUGGGGAGACCUGGUCCUAGAUCAGCACUCCUACUCUGAGACUAAUCACUGAGCUCUGUGACGUUGUCAACUAACUACAGCGUUAAUGCUGAUAAUAUAGCAUUGCAUUUCUAUAGCAUAGAUUAUUUUAUUAUUUGACAAAGCAUCCUUUAGCCAUGUCAUUUAUAAUAUUUUAAAAGGUUUUGCAACAAGGCAUGUAUGAAAAAUUAUCUUUGUGUAAUAUCAACUGUAGCUACAUUUGAUCUGAGACUGCCGUUUUUACCCCAACUCCGACCUGACAUGCGCAUAAUAUGUCAAACAUAAAGCUUAAUGCGGACGUAGGUUAUAGACAACAGGCAGUGCUAUAUGCUAGGAUUGUCGGUUUCUGUGAAGUAUGAGGCUCUGGGUUUGAAUGAAAGGCCAGAUGAGAUCUGGUUCUGUGUCCCUCAGACUUCUUCCUGAAGCGCGGCGUCGCGGCGAUGACGUUGCGCGAGCUCUUUGAGUUUGUCACCGAUCCCUCCAUCACCAGCAGCAACAUCAACCUCUACUUGGAAAAGGUAGGAACACAUUUCAUUAGAUGUGAAGUUUGUUUAUGUACACGAUUGAAUCAUAACCUUUUUUUUUGUUUGUCAAGUCAAAAGUUGCACUGUGGGCGCGUGCUUUCUGCGCACGCUCAGUACUCGGAGAGCGUGGCCAUUUUGAUAUGCCUGUGUGCAUGCGUAAUGGCCGUCUUCUCGUUGUAGGCGAUGGACAUUACUUCCGAGAGGACGGCAGAGGAGAGGUCCAAUCAGGAUAGUGUGAAUGAGGAGGUAAAGGAUGAGAUCUAAUAAUCUUCAAGGUGAGAACGUUUUUGGGCUCCUCCAUGACAUUCUAACUCUCUCUCUCUGUUUUGGUUUAUGGUUGAACUGUGACAGGUGUUUAAGAAUGCGUACAUCCCGCGGACACUUACAGAAGUGAGCCACUACGAACGUGACGUGGAUGCCAUGGCAAACAUGAAAGACGACGAGUCCUCACGCAACAUGCAGAAUGACAACGUGAGUUGACUAAAACCUUGGUGUAACCGCUCAAAUACACCAUUCUGAUACCAAAGUAGACGACUUUGUCAACCCCUAACUCAUGGUUCACUUUACGUAUGCACAAUUACACAGGGUUCUCGACUUCCUGAUAUUUUAUUGUUACUUUUUCAGUAGCAAUGUGAUUGGUCCAACCCUACACUGUGUGACUGUUAAUCUGGCUCUUCUGAGUUAAUGGCUGUGAUCUCUUUCUGAUAUAGAUCCUCUACCAGACAGUGACGGGCCUGAAGAAGGAUCUGUCUGGAGUUCAGACGGUAAGUCAUAAACACCACCACUUUCCCUUCAGACGGUAAGUCAUAAACACCACCACUUUCCCUUCAGACGGUAAGUCAUAAACACCACCACUUUCCCUUCAGACGGUAAGUCAUUAACACCACCACUUUUCCCUUCGGGGAAGUCAUAAACACCCCAUUUCCCCUUCAGAGGGUAAUCAUAAACACCACCACUUCCCUUCGACUUUUAAAAGCAUAAAAAAACACCACCAUUUUCCCCUUUAGACGGUAAGUCAUAAAAACCCCACCAUUUUCCCCUUAAACGGUAUUAAAUAAAAACCCACCUUUUUUCCUUAGACGGUAAGUCAAAAAAAACACAACCACUUUUCCCUUCGACGGUAAGUCAUAAAAAACACCCCCUUUCCUUAGACGGAAUCUAAACACCCUUUUUCCCCUUCAGACGGAAAAUUUAAAACACCACCCUUCCCUUCAGACGGUAAGGUCAAAAAAACACCCCCAUUCCUUCGAGUAAGUCUAAAACCCACCAUUUUCCCCUUAGAGGUAAUAAAAACACCCCAUUUCCUCAAGGGUAAGCUUUUAAACCCACCACUUUCCCUUCAGACGGUAAGUCAUAAAAACACCACCAUUUUCCCUUGUGACUUGGCAGCAAAGGUUACGUGUCAAUUAAAGAGGUUGGUAAUUUUUAGAGUUAUGGCUUUCUGUAGCGACUGUCAACUGAAAUAGACAGAUUUUAAUAAUGGCUUCUAUUGAGAAUAAAGUAAUGUGUGGUUUGGGAAUAUUUUACCAUUACCGUGCAUGAGUUGAGGAAUGGUAAGUUUGAUUGUUUAUUGCUUUUUGAUUGUUGACUGUUAAUUUGGCCCUUUAUUUGUAGGUACCUGCCCUGCUGCAGGACUGUGAUGUGGAGGAGAGCUCAAGUUCAGAGGAUGAGGAUGAGGAAGAAGAUGAAGAUGAGCGCAAACAGGAGUCUGUAGGAGAAGACUCCCAGAUUGACAAGAAGGUACGUUCCUAUUAGGGCUGUGAAGGUGAAUUAGUUUGUCAAGUAAUCUUGCAAUAUUUAACUGCUAUCAGCAGACUUAUUUUAUUGCAUUGGCGGGAUUAAUUUAAUUUAGGAUUAAAUGCACCAACAAAAAAAGGUAAUUACAAAAUUGACCACCAGAGGGAGGGAGCAACUUGUGGUUAUUGUAACCCUGUAACUGUGCCCACUACUUUUAGGUUAUAACAUGGCCUAUUCAAAACUACACUAAAUCUGGAACAUAUUCUGCAUUUAUCAUGCAAAUAUCCCAAACUAUUUUGAUUUCUUCCAGUCUGAACUUAAGUCACCUAAAAUUACAUAUAAAUGUUUGAAUCUAAUAUUCUAUACCCAACCCGGUUUCUGUUUUGAAUCUAAUAUUCUAUACCCAAACCUGUUUCUGUUUGAAUCUAAUAUUCUAUACCCAAACCGGUUUCUGUUUUGAAUCUAAUAUUCUAUACCCAAACCUGUUUCUGUUUGAAUCUAAUAUUCUAUACCCAAACCGGUUUCUGUUUGAAUCUAAUAUUCUAUACCCAAACCGGUUUCUGAAUUUUAGGAGAAGAAGAAAUUGGCCAAGGAGGCCCAGCGGGAAAAGAGGAAAAACAAAACACCGAAACACGUGAAGAAGAGAAAGGAGAGGGUUUCAAAGAUGAAGAAAGGCAAAUAGGUGGACCCAGUAAUCAGGAAUACUCCAGACACACACCAGUCCUAAACCUAAACAUGAACUUUUAUCCCAGUGGCUCUAUGAACUGAUGUAAACCUCAGUGCUCAACACACAGGCCUUCAGCAACACUGUAGUGAAACUGGUGAACAGAAGUGCAGUAUUAGGCCACACUAACAAACAGUGACAAAACAUGACAUGUUUCUAUAUAAGAAGUAUGUGGAAAAAAUGUUGUUGACAAUGUCAGGUGUCAUGCACAAUGCUUUAGCGUUUUUAUGAUCGUUAUAUAAAAGCAGUUCAAUUAAAAUGUACAAAUAAUAAUAAUACAUACAAGUCUAAAUGAAGUUGUACGUUACCUUGAAACAUUUUACUAAAGAGGUUUCAAGGCUCUUCUAUGUACAGUUACUGCAACAGCUUGCAGGGCAGGUGCUCCUGAUGGCCUGUGCUAAAGUUAGUCAUUUGUAAACCAAAAUAACCAAAUGAAAAUUGUGGCUUGCAGCCAGUCCUCACAUUUAUAGGUAUGAAUUAAACAACAUUAUUUAC
Coregonus sp. 'balchen' is the source of this 14916-nucleotide messenger RNA. The record is from the annotation of a GenBank genome assembly. NCBI's taxonomy places the organism in Eukaryota, Metazoa, Chordata, Actinopteri, Salmoniformes, Salmonidae.